AUGUCUGAGGACUUGUCCUCGUCCAUCAACAAGGACUACAAGAAGCUUCAGGAGAUGACAGGUGAGAGCCCAGUGGCAAAGGGACUCUGUGACCCUUGUGUCUGGGCAGAAAGACUGGUGGAUGGGCAGCAGGCCAUGUCAAGAUGGCAGUUGGGUUCGUGGGCAGAGCAGUGUGUCCCUGGGAUUGUGGACCAUGGGCACUUUAGUCCAUUCCUGCAUCCGCGCCACGACUCCUUCAAGUGUACCACAGCUGUCACCACACACAAGGCACUGGACAGGAGAAAGGAAGAAAAGGCCAUUGUGAGCCCUGAAGCUGCCUAUGUCACCUGCCCAAGAGACUGGAUUGGAUUUGGAGGUAAAUGUUUCUAUUUUUCUGAACACACAAGUAACUGGACAUCCAGCCUGACCUCCUGCAUGGAGCUGGGGGCCCAUCUAACUCACUUUGACAGUCUGGAGGAGCUGGCUGACCAAUGUCCCAGCAGACUGCCCUGUCAUGUUCUACCUCUGCUCCAACAACACCAACACCAUCUCCAGAGCCAGUCUUGUCCACUGAAGACACUGCUUCCCACAGCUGUCACCACACACAAGGCACUGGACAAUGAAGAUCUCCAAGGACAAUGUCUCAGAACCGUCUCCCCCGUGUCUCCUGCUGGGCUUCACUGCUGCUGUGCAGUGAUCAUCACCCUCACCGUAGCUGUGAUUGCACUUUCUGUGGCUCUGUCAUUGUCAGGGAGAAAGGAAGAAAAGGCCAUUGCGAACCCUGAAGCUGGGUAUGCUACCUGCCCAGAAGACUGGAUUGGAUUUGGAAGUAAAUGUUUUUAUUUUUCUAAACGCACAAGUAACUGGACAUCUAGCCAGACCUCCUGCAUGGAGCUGGGGGCCCAUCUAACUCACUUUGACAGCCUGGAGGAGCUGAAUUUCCUGCAUAGAUACAAGGGGGAUUCUGCUUCCUGGAUCGGCCUGCAUAGAGAUUCAUCAGAGCACCCUUGGAUGUGGACAGACAACACCGAAUAUAACAACUUGGUUCCCACCCGAGGAGAAGGAGAACAUGCCUACCUGAGUGACAAUGGGAUCAGCAGUGGCAGGAACUACAUACAUAGGAAGUGGAUUUGUAGCAAGCCCUACAACUAUACUUUACAGUGUCCAGGUGUUUAACAGUUUGUUUAGAGACUGAGUCAAUGUAAUCAUGAGAGAUCUGUAACAUGUUAUCUACAAUUACAGCCUCAUUUCUUUAACUUCUGAAGUUAUUAAAAUCAUUUCAUAAUCUGUGGUGACAUUAGAGAUGAAAACUACCAUAGAGGACUAUACUUAUGGGGACUUGGGAGACUAUGGGUGAUUCUACAUUAAAUAAGUGUUUGGUAUGGGUUUGUACUCUCAUCAUAAACCUGAAUUUCAAUCCCAU
Molecule: messenger RNA, 1402 nt
Organism: Myodes glareolus (Bank vole)
Lineage: Eukaryota; Metazoa; Chordata; Mammalia; Rodentia; Cricetidae
Source: RefSeq, a predicted model, not a curated record